GAUGAUGGUAAUAGCUAUAUCCCUAUAUAUUGUAUAACGACAGUACGCAUAAUGCGCCUAGUGUACAUAUCGGGUGGUUUCCAAACUUCGCUAUGUAGUUCAUCGAGAACCCCCAAAAUAUUUAGAUGUCAAUUUAAUCAAGCAGAUAAGGGAAAUUCAAUCGAAAAGUAUCGAAAUCUCGAAGCACCGAUCACGAAUGCAAAACGACAGAGCAAAGCUCUUGACUCCUUGAUUUAUCCUGUGACAAAAGUACCAUCCAUCUUUCAAGGUGGUGCAUACCUGCCAAUCGAGCAAGCUCAUGAAACGCAGAAUCACCCCACCUCCCAUCCAUCGCAUGGCCAUGAUGUAGGCGUCGAACUCCGUAAUACCGCAUCGGUGGACAAGGGUUUCGUACAUCCAGGUGCGCGGAUCGGCGGUGCUCCAAUCGGGGAGAGGGUACAUUCCCGCAGUGAUUCUGCGGACGGGGGAUUGUUGUUGAGGGGUGCUGGCUGUUGGGUUGGGGCUCCGGGAGAGAUCGUGGGCAAUUGCGAAUUGUGGAGGAGGUGAGGCGGCGGGGCUGGGAUCCAUGUUUCUGGUUAUGUUCGAGUGAAUGGCUAGCUCGAAAGCAGUUUGUGAGGAGUGGGGGCGGAUUGAUGCUGAUGGGUCUGGAGGGCUGGAUGGGCGUUGGAGGGGAUCGAGAGGGGGUUGUGUGGAACUUCCUGGGACACCGAGGUUACCUGGUGCGGAGGGUUGGGGAAUUGGGGUAGACCCCGAAGCCGAAGUUGUGGUGAGCGAGGUGGGUUGUGAAAAUAUGUGGUAGGACAAUGAGGGAUGCGAUGAACGUGUCCAAUUCAAGCUAUCAGAGAUGUUAGAGGGCCCCGCAGGAUUAGCACGCUCAUUGUGGUGAUUAUAACCCUCGAUUUGAUUUGAUACUUAUGAGGGAUUGUUGCCCUCGCCGCUACGCAUUCCAACUGUUGAUUUCCGUGCGGAAUCAUUACUAUAUGUGGAAUUCA
Molecule: messenger RNA, 992 nt
Organism: Botrytis cinerea B05.10
Lineage: Eukaryota; Fungi; Ascomycota; Leotiomycetes; Helotiales; Sclerotiniaceae
Exons: 1
Coding region: 52-546 (164 amino acids)
Source: RefSeq, a predicted model, not a curated record